Messenger RNA from Oikopleura dioica, 1563 nucleotides. The record is from the annotation of a GenBank genome assembly. NCBI's taxonomy places the organism in Eukaryota, Metazoa, Chordata, Appendicularia, Copelata, Oikopleuridae.
AUGAAAUUUUUGAAGACAGCAGUCACUAUUCCUGCUGUCUUUGGCAAUGAGAUUAACUUCGACCCGUCGAUGUGCGAUGGCACCGAAAUGGCUACGACAAGAGAAUAUCGCCCAGUUUGUGGUACAAACGGAGAGACCUUCAGCAACCCAAGCGUCGCAAAGAUGAACUACUGUAUGGGCGUUCCAGGGCUGAGCGGGAUCAAGAGCUUCGGUCAGUGCCUGGAUUCGGGCUGUCCUGCCUUUUGCCCGCGCGAUUUCCGGCCUGUCUGCGGCUCCGAUGGAGCUACCUACCCAAACGAGUGUGUACUCAAAGACAUGAGCUGUAGAACGGGUCGGUUGGUGAUCAAAGUAUCCGAUGGGCCCUGCGCUGAAGUCGACAAUGUUGACGUGGAGCUACUUGAAGUCGUAAAUCUCAAACAAGCUGGCAAGCCCGCCAAGAAGGGUAAAAAAGGCAAGAAAGGCAAAGGAAAGAAAGCUGGAAAAGGCAAAAAAGGCGGAAAAGGAGCCAAAGCACCAGCUAAAAGAAAGUGUGCCCACGUCGCUCAAGAUGCAGAAGUCUGCGGCUCAGAUGGAAUCACAUACCAGUCAGCAUGUCACCUAAAGCAGAAAAAUGAGGAAGGCCUCACAGAUGCUAUCCGAGCUUAUAAGGGAAAAUGUAGAGAAGAAGUGGAAGAGGAGGAAUCCGAGAGUAUGCAGAUGGAUGCUACCUACUACGAAGAAGAGGAAGAGGAAGAAAUUCUUCAAGGCGACAUCGGCCUUAAUAGCUUUUGUGGCUCAGAUUAUCAAACGUAUUACAAUGAGUGCGAGCUCCGAAAUGCCGCUUGCAGAAAACCUGAUCUCAAUAUUUCCAUAAUGGAAGAAGGUGAAUGCCCAUGUCCCGGAUUCAUGUGCCCACGAAUGUACAUGCCUGUCUGCGCUUCUGAUGGAAAUACAUAUGCCCAUCCCUGUCUUUUCAAAUCAGAAGCUUGCGCUUCUGGCACAGAAAUGGAGAUUCUAAGUGCUGGCGAAUGUCCCGAAGACAUGGCGCGGAUCGAGCUAAAAGGUGCCUUCUGUCCAUGCCCUCGAAUUCUCGCUCCUGUUUGUGGUGAAGAUGGCAAAGACUAUAGCAACGAAUGCGAGGCAGAAUGCAACGAUGUGGAAAUCAAGCAGCACUGCAGCUGCGAGUUCGACAGUUGCGCAACUAUGCUCGACGAUUUCAACAUGAUGUUCGGAGGUUUCUUCGAUGACGUCGAAGAAGAGACAGUAGAGGAAACCGAAGAGGAGGAAGAUGCCGAGCUCUGCUCAAAUCAGGCAGCACGAAACUGCAACGCCAGUUCAGGUGAAGUUUGCGGCUGGCGAGAAUCAGAUGGAUACCAGUUCUAUCGCAACCAUUGUGCCAUGGUCAGACAGACAUGCAGAGAUGACGACCCCGCAGUGCUUAAACAGGAACCAGUUUGCGUCAGAAAGCCAAAUGGAAACUACCGCGAGAUCCGUUCUAUGUGCCUCUUGAUGAAUAAAUUCCCAGACGCCGAAAUCGUCGACGAUUCUAAUUGUGGCCUUGGAGCAAAUGGAUUCUGGGGCUAA